CUGACAUAUAAAUAAGCGAGGUCCGACUCUCUCGAUUACCACCAUUGCGUCGGGCGACGAUGGCGAAAAGCAAGUCGUCUGCAUCCUCCGCAACCCGAAAGAAACACGUACGAAAGGCGACGGCGGCAGCAGGUCCAUCCAAUGAGCCUCCAUUGCCGAAGGAGAAGAAGGCAAAGGGCAAAGACAAGAAGAACAAAGAGCCCAGGAAGAAGGUAUACAUCCCACCUGUGAAACCUGCGCCUGUGCAACCAGAUCCGCUUGACACGCUUGGAGUUGCACAAAUCAUCCCGCCAGAGUUGUUAGUUGUACUGAGGAGACUCGCGAAAAAAGACUCGACUACAAAGAGACGCGCUUUGGAGGAACUCCAGGCAGGAUGGGUUGACAAGGCGAAGAAAGAGGGCCCGACCAGCGAGAUACUGCAUGUCUUGGUGGACAUAAUACCUGUCUGGUUCCACCAUGUCCCUGCACUUUUCUUACAUCCUUCCCGCAGAAUCCGACUGCUGGCUGUGGGCGUGCACUCAUCUCUCCUGCAGAUGCCCGACAUAGUCAGAGACCAACUUUUCUUCUUUCUGCGCGAGGUAGCCUCUGCGGACCAAGCCUCUGCGGACCAAGCUGAGUACAUCAUCGGCUCCUGGUGCAUGGCUGCGCACGACGCCGACCGUCAGGUCUCCUCCCUCGCGCGUGAGACAUGGGCGCAGUCGGUCUCGCUUACAACGGAAGAGUCCCGGCCGCUCGUCCUUGCGGGAGACACGUUUAAGCAAUUGUGGGAGUUCGUGUUGCGAACGAUUCUGGAUCCUAAUGGCGUGUACUUGUACGUGAAUCCUCCUCAGGCCGCCGCGCUGCCUCCUCCGCCACAUCAGCAGAAGAAGGGCGCUUCUCGUCCAGCGCAAGCCCGGAAGGACAAGGAAGAGGAGGCAAGUGCUCGUGCAAAAGCCGAGGAGGACGAGGAGAGCGAGCAGGAUAGGAAGGGCCGGCUGCGCGUAGGCGCGCUCCGGUCGGCGGAGUGGAUUAUUAAUUCGCUCGCAAAAGAGAGAAAGGCAGAUAUGACGGACAAAUUCCUCUCUCCGCUUGGUAAUCCAGCACUCUGGUCUGCGCUGUACCACGGCCAGACACCACCGUUCGUACAGUUUGAAAGCAUCGGAUACAGUCAACCCGGAGUGCGAAGGGCGGCAUGGUCACUCUUACAAACGUUACUUGGUGCAUGUGAAGAUCAUCUCAAUCCGCUGCUGUCGAUGUUGAGCAGCCCUGUCCUCCGCUCAGCAUGGGUCGAGCCUGACAACAGCGUGAGGGACGUUAUGAUGGUGCCUCUAUUGCUCUAUCUAAGACGCUACCCGGAAGCUUGGAAGGUCGACGCUCAGCCGGCAGACGACGAAGAUGAAGAUAGGUCUGGUUCGGAAAGCGAGGGCGAGGUGUACCAGGAGAAGUCCUUGGAGGCUUCCAACAAAACGACUCCGCGUUCCCAAGCGUACUCGGAAUUCUUGCAGUACCUUCAACUAGGAUGUGCGGGGUCGCCGACACAGGGGUACCCCGCAGUCCCCAUCAUUCUCGCGACCAUUCCGCCGAUGAUCGUCGGCUCUUUGUCGUCGACACCACUCGAUGACCUCUUCACAUCGUUUUGGGCCGCGCUUGAUGGUCGUGCGCUGAGUGCACUAGACAGAAGCGCAGCAUCGGCUGCGUUCCUCGACGCGCUCCUGUUGUGUGUCAAUCUUGUUGUUGGCAGGCUCAUGCGUGGCUCGCUGGAGGAUAGCAAGCUGCUGAUCUGUGGUGCUGAGGGCGAAUCCAUAUCGCAAGAUGGCGUGCGCGAAGCUGCCCUUAGGAUGGUCAAGGAACAGUUUGCGCGAAUAUGGGAGGAGCUCAGUUCUGGGCGUCUGAGGGUUGAGGGAAACAAGGCGACGGCGCUGAUGAUGCGACCGCUUGUUUCCUUCAACAACAUCGACAGAGAAUUCUUCCAGGUCGCAUGGCAACCUCUCGCAUCCGGCAUCAAGAAGCAGGUUGACGCAGAGGACGCGCCAAUCCCGCCAUUGAUUUCUACGAUGCUUAGUGCGUUCAAGCGCAGUUUCGAGGCCGGCAGUGAGCAAGACGCUGCAGCACAGGCAUUGAUUAGGGAGGUGGUGCAGAGUGCCAUUGCACAACUCCAGGCGGUCCUCGAGGGAAAAGACCCUCUUUCAUCAGAGCAUCUCUCGUCUCUGGUAUCUCUUUUCGAUGCAUUCGCGAGUACCGCGUUCGGAGGCUCUUCCAUGGGUGUGGAGCUCGAGGAGAAAAUGCGGCAACAUAUCGAGCGGCUUGUGCUGGUCUUGCCAUCUCUGCUUCGGGUGUACGUCUCCCAUUGCCCCGACGAGACGCGUUCCUUGCGGCUUUGGCAAGAUGUCCUCAACGCGAUUGCGAAAAAUCCAGAAGAGAGUUCGAAGGAGCUAACAUCAUUGCUAGAUCUGGCCAUAAAGAACGAACUUCCGUCGUUCCUGAAGCCGCAAACACCUGUGCUGGAUGAGCUUGCAGGUGGCUUGCUUGCCGACGCCUUAUCAGAAGUGCCGCCGACGUCAAAAGUAACAACUAUGCGCGGGCUGCUAUGCUAUCCAGACCACUUUAUUUCCCGCAGUUGCUUUGAAGGUCUGGUGCGACGUCUCAGCUCGGCAUUCACUCGAUACAUUCCCGAUGCAUUCCGUGAUGAUGCCUUCUCCUUGGAUGCAUUUGACGUUCCGUUAGAGAUGUUUGAUGCAUUAGCUGAAAAGCAACCAGACGUCCUCUUUUCAGUCGGCGCCAUCGGCAGCGUCUUACCGGAUAUGUUUUUUUUCGCGUAUUUACUACCGACAUUCCGAACGGUCAACGCGCAGGGACGCGAUGUGGCAAGAAUGCUGUGGAUUCAAUGGGCAACGGCUGCUGGCGAAGAGGCAGCAUCGAGAGUAUCGACAGUGAUAGCAGAACAGCUGCGUGAUCUAUUGCUCGAUUGUUCUGUCAUUCCAACACCAGGACAGAUCUUGCAAUUCCUAUCGGGCAGCUAUCCCGGCUUUGACGUUGCUCCAAUGGAUCUGCUUCCACCCAAGUCCACGUUCGAUAGCAUGUUAAACGAGUUGCCCGCUGAAGCGAUUGAUGCAAGUCUAGCGGUCAUAGAUCCCAUUAUCCCGACUAGCCUUGGGGAAGGAGAAGCCACUGAAGAUGAAAUGCAUGACCGCCUUGGUUUCUCCCGAUACGCUCGUGCUGUAUACGCCUUGUUGCUGCACCUUGCGGACGACAGGACAGCUGCGAGGGAGAAUCCGUGGGCGCUCCGGCAUCUCCUAGCCAUAUCUAUGUACGCGGGCGAGCUUUUGCAGAGUCCACGAUCGCAUGGCGUAGUCUUCUCGAAUCAGGCCUCGAGGACUGCUCUACAGGAUGUUGUCACAAAGGUCGGGCAGAUAUCGGCCUACGUGCUCUCCUCUGAGCAAGGGGAGGGAUGGCAUGCCACGGUCGUAAAAGCCAUUACUACGGAGAAUCAGAUUGGCUGUCCGGACGACAUUGGUCGACUCCUAUACGAUCUCAUCGCGCUUUCACGAUCAGAGGACACAGUGCGAGAAGCUCGUAUUCUGAGGACUCUCUUGCAACACUUACUCGGCAGUGCAUCUAAAACGGAUGCCGAACAGUGGAUUCUGCUCGCACGGAAGCUGGAGAAACAAGCACCGUUUGCAUCUCUCGCGAUUGUUUACUCCGUCACGCAGUGCGCUCCAGAGCCGCCGAUACUGGAUCGUUAUCGGAACGAGUUGGCUGCUAGCACGCUCGGCGUACCUCCGUCGAAAGCUAACACUGAGGGGCUAUGGCAUCUACGACGUUUAGCUGCAAGCGCACCUGAUCCCGAGUCCGACGUUGUAUUCUUGCCUCAACUCAGAGCAGUGAAUCUUAUGAAGGCUUGCCAGCAAUGGAUUACCUCGGACGAAGAUCUCGAUGAGGAGGUCGAGAGCGAGAUGACACUGGUAUUUUUCCAUUUGGUCCCUAUCCUGCAGAAUGUGCCCGGUGCCCAUUGGGACCUGAUCUUCGACGUCAUGGAGAACAAUCUUGAGAACUCGGCUCUCACGGAGCCCAGCACACUGGCAACUUUGAGCAGAACGUUGCGAUUGUUCAUUACUAUCCAAGAUCUUGCCACCACCAAUAAGGCACUGCGCACCAUAUGGCAGGAAAGAGAGGCUACCUGUCUGACCCUCAUUCGCGACAUGAUUGUCGUCAAGCUCGAUGAAUCGAAGAUGUCUACUCCGCUGUCCAUCUGCCGAGAGCUGGCUUUGCAGAUUGUUCAAGACCUCCCAGAGUCGCUCAUCGACAAGAACAUGCUGCCACAGACAUGUCAUAUUAUCACAGACUCUUCCUUUGACGUUCAGCGCAUGGCCUACCAACUACUUCACGAAGCUGCUAGAAAGUACACUGAACACAUGGUCAUUGAGGCCGCGGUCGAUUCUGAUGAGCAGGUGAAGGUUGAAUUGCCGUCAGAACUCAUCGAAAUUCUGCAGCGGAGCCUGAAUGACGACCCAGACGAGCUUCAUCAGGAAUACACCGGUUAUCUACUUGCAUGGAUGGUCGCCUUCGAUCUUUUCACAAAUGCUUCGCUGAAAGUGAAAUCGGGUUACAUUGAUCAGUUGCGGGACCUCAACCUCGUUGGUGAUCAUUUGCUUCCAAACAUUCUCAGCAUUCUUGGCCUUUACGGCAGCCUUUCCAAAUCAUUCAAGCUGAACAUCUGGGACAUUGGCGACAUAUAUCUUGAUCUCUGUCUGGCUGAUUCGCCGUUGAGUUUGCGACUGCUCGCCGCGCAUGUCUACUACCGGGCACUCUUCGUCGUUCCCUCGCUCAUCCGAGCAUGGCUGUCUGAGUGCAGGGACCGGCAGCUCUUCAAGGCCGUGACCUCGUACACCUCUACCCACUUCUCACCUCUGAUCAUCUCAGCCGAGUUGUCGCAACUCAGGGAUCCCUCAGUGAUGAGUGAUCUCGUGGACGAGACCUUCACUGUCAAGGUCGCCGGUGCUGUCAAUGAGGUCACGGCAUCCUACGCGGUGGACGAGAAUCACCUCGAGAUCACUGUGAAACUCCCCUCGGACUAUCCAUUGCAUGGUAUUGAGGUCAGCGAGAACCAGCGGAUAGGCGUACCAGAGCAUCGUUGGCGGUCGUGGGUGCUGGGUGUCCAGCAGAUUCUCACGUUUAGGAGCGGAAGCAUCGUUGACGGCUUAAGUUUCUUCAAGAAGAACGUCUCGUCGUUCUUUGAAGGCCUGACCGAGUGCGCGAUCUGCUAUUCAGUCAUCUGCGCCAUCGACGGCACCGUGCCACGCCAACCAUGCAAAACGUGCAAGAACCGCUUUCAUUCUGCGUGUCUGUACAAAUGGUUCAAAUCGAGUCAUACGUCAAGCUGUCCAUUGUGUCGUUCGGAGCUUAUCUGAUCCCCAUAGACCGCGAAGCGCGAAAGUAUAAUGUGUAUCACUGCUGCCAUGCUGUAUCGGAAUACUCGACAAGUUCAUCACCUUCUGUUGAUCCGCCUGACAGGAAUGUGCCUUUCCGACAGUUACAACAGCAGUUUACAGUGUACACAGCUGAUUUCGGGAUGCCUGGAACACCUGCUACCCGCGUCAGAUGUUCGAGAGCAGUGGCCGUGCCCUUCGAUCAGAAGUGAUGCCUGGCAUAGCCAUAGCCCAACCUGAUCAUUUCGAAGCGUGC
Laetiporus sulphureus 93-53 is the source of this 5661-nucleotide messenger RNA. RefSeq lists its product as uncharacterized. The coding region runs from base 60 to 5387 and encodes 1775 amino acids. The record is from RefSeq and is a predicted model, not a curated record. Gene Ontology annotation, molecular function: ubiquitin protein ligase activity; ribosomal large subunit binding; zinc ion binding. The transcript is spliced from 20 exons. Gene Ontology annotation, biological process: ribosome-associated ubiquitin-dependent protein catabolic process; rescue of stalled cytosolic ribosome. Gene Ontology annotation, cellular component: RQC complex; cytosol. NCBI's taxonomy places the organism in Eukaryota, Fungi, Basidiomycota, Agaricomycetes, Polyporales, Laetiporaceae.